UUUCCCAAUUAUGAACAGGAAGGAAUGGCCUCGAAUUUUGAUUGUUUUCUGGGCCUAGCCGCCUGGUGGACCGCCCUGCGUAUAAAACCAUGGGGCACCCCAAACAUUAACACAUAAAAACUACUGCAGUGUAGUCAAACUCAAAAACAGCCAUGUUUCGCAAUCUUCUUAUCUCAGGCGCAAAAUUUCGCCCAGAUCGCGAUAUUCCAAGUCUGCACGGCAAGGUCAUUCUUGUCACAGGCGGGAACUCGGGUCUGGGUCUCGAGAGCGUGCGCCAACUGGUACAACACAGACCAUCCCGUAUCUUUCUCGCAGCACGAUCGAAAGAGAAGGCAGAAAUAGCCAUCAAAGACCUCUCAAAGUCAUGCUCUGAUACAUCUAUCAUCUCUCCGUUGGUGCUCGACCUCGCCUCCUCUCGCAGCAUCAAGUCUGCUGUGAGCUCCUUUACCGAGCAGUCAUCCCGACUAGAUCUCCUGAUCAACAAUGCUGGAAUUAUGAUGACUCCAGAAGGUCUAACGGAAGAUGGCUACGAGAUACAAUUCGGUACCAAUCACAUGGGUCACGCCCUACUCAUUCAACUACUUCUUCCAAGUCUCCAAAACACUGCGGAAACGAAUCCAGACGUACGAGUUAUUACACUGUCUUCAGCCACUGAAUCGUAUGCUCCAAAGAAAGGCAUCUACGACCUACCCGCGCUCAAGACCACGAUGUCAAAUCUCUCAACCCAAACACGUUACGCGAUCUCAAAACUGGCCAACAUCCACUACAACACUGCCUUAUCUAAGAGAUAUAGUGACAUCAAGUUCAUCGCCGUACACCCUGGAAGUGUCAACACGAACCUCGCGGGUUCCAUUCUCCAGACGGCAAGUUUGCCGUUGAAACUUUUCUUCCAUAUCUGGGCUUUGCUCUUCGUCGUGCCUCCAGAACAGGGUGCUUUGAAUCAGCUAUGGGCAUCGACCAGCAAGGAUGCUAAAAGUGGAGAGUUUUAUCAUCCUGUCGGCGUGCCAGGGAAAGGGUCACAGCUUUCGGCCUCUCAAGAACUUUCGGACCAGUUAUGGGAAUGGACGCAGAAUGAAAUUCGAGCUUAUCAUUAA
Aaosphaeria arxii CBS 175.79 is the source of this 1094-nucleotide messenger RNA. RefSeq names its product NAD(P)-binding protein. The coding region runs from base 153 to 1094 and encodes 313 amino acids. The record is from RefSeq and is a predicted model, not a curated record. NCBI's taxonomy places the organism in Eukaryota, Fungi, Ascomycota, Dothideomycetes, Pleosporales. The transcript has a single exon.